Anisakis simplex (herring worm) is the source of this 225-nucleotide messenger RNA. NCBI's taxonomy places the organism in Eukaryota, Metazoa, Nematoda, Chromadorea, Rhabditida, Anisakidae. The record is from the annotation of a GenBank genome assembly.
AUGGAGAAACGAGCGAAACGGAAGUAUCGAUGCCGAGUGCGGAGUCCCGAGACAGUUCAUCGCUCUAAACGUGUGCGACGAUCUAAAGCCAAUGAUCGGGAGCGCAGACGGAUGCAUAGUCUCAACGACGCGCUCGAGGAACUGCGAAAAGCAUUACCUCAAUUACCUCAGGAGCCGAAACUCACCAAAAUCGGAUUUUCGCAUGUGAUCAAAAUCCUCCGAUAG